Molecule: messenger RNA, 2648 nt
Organism: Mytilus californianus (California mussel)
Lineage: Eukaryota; Metazoa; Mollusca; Bivalvia; Mytilida; Mytilidae
Exons: 6
Coding region: 330-1190 (286 amino acids)
Source: RefSeq, a predicted model, not a curated record
UGUAUUAUAUAUAUUAAGAUUUGUCUCUGUUAUUUUCCAAUCAUUUUAGAUCAAAGUUUUAAAAGAGUGAUCUAAUUAGUAACUGACGCGUUAUAACUGAUUGUGGAAAACACGAUUUGAUAGGAUGAAAUAUAGGAAAAGAGCCUAUCCAACAUGACAGUUUAUUGAUAAAUUCCUAUCCAGUUAUAGAAAUUUAGAAUAAACAUUUACUCUGUAAAAAAUGUAAAAGCAGCUGUUACAGUAGUAGUGAAUAUAUAAAAGUGAAUUAAAAGGAUGAUACAUUGGCACUUAUCAGCACUGAUAUUAAUAUAAAACUAGAAUAAACUUAAAUGGAUUUCCAGCUGUACAAACUGGUUCAAACAGAGCUGUCUCUUAUACACGCCAUACUUCUGACCUUCAUGCAGCUCUUAAACAUGUUAAACGCUCAAAAUGAGACUUUAACUGCGACUAUAACUGCGAAGUAUCUGUAUUCCCAUGGGUACCCAACUGAAUAUCCAAAUAAUUUGUUAUAUGAUUGGCUCAUAACAUCAGAUAGUCCUACUGAAUUUGUAAACAUUAUAGUAGAAGAUUGCGAGAUUGAGAUUUUAGAAGGAAAGGUGACGUCAGCAUGUCAAGUUGACAAACUAUCCAUCUAUGAUGGCGAGUUUGACAAUUCUACAGCGCUGUACAAAUCGUGCUGUAUUACAGAUGUACCAGCAUUGAAUAGUACUGGUCCUUACAUAUUAAUCAGAUUUGUAACAGACAACUCAAUUGUAGCAAGAGGAUUCAGAAUUAAAUAUUAUAAUUCUGCAAAUAAAUCUACAGAUGAAGCAGCUGCUGCUUUUGGUCUUUACAUAGCAAUAGCAGUUGUAAUCGUUGCUGUAUGUGUUAUCCUUGUUGUAAUAGCUUUCUACAUCUAUAAGCGGAAGAAGACGAAAACGCAUAGUCAACGGGUCAAUCCACUAGGAAGAGAGGAGGCAAAUACCAGUACGAAAACAGACAAGUACCAAGAGACGGAACCAGUUGAUGAGUAUAACAAACCGCCUUUACCAUCUGACAGCUCGGUACCGCUACCUAACGGUUGGUCAGAACUUGAGGGAAUGGUAGCACCACAAAAUAUCGGACACAAGCUCGAUAUUAUCAACUACAAGAACCUUCCCGAUGGUAAUACCAGAGGCAAUAAAUUGCCACCAAAUCAACAAGGGAACUAGACUGACCACAGUGUCGUUCAUCUUAGAAGCAAACGAGUUAAUGCUCUGGACACAAAAUGAAAUUAUGCAGUAAUUAUAACAUUAACAUUACUAAGCAAACGAUCUUUUGUACGGAUGUAGAUUAAGUGAAAUAUUUGAUGAUUUUUGUGCAGUCUAUUUAAAUUAAGACACAUUAUCCAUUUCCAUUAUUCUGUAUUCCAACGUUCUGCGGCAAACAUUUCCAAUCUAAUGGAACAGAAAUGGAAUCCUUGUUUUAAACAGCUGUGAUUCUGUUUAAAAAAUGUACAUAAAUGGCCGUUUGAAAAAUCUGAUUGCAAAUUUAUUUGCUGCAACUCAUAUAAAGCCUUCUUCUGUAAUGAAAGAGGUAAAUAUGCUAGAUAUACUUACUGGAGGUGUGAUGAGAUCAGAUGAUUACAGCUGUAAAUUUUUCUCCUUGACAAAAUUUAUGUACUUUUCGGAAAUUAGGUUUAUCGAAAGGUUGUAGGUAUUCAUAUGGGCACCAAUUGCGCCCCUUUAACAGCAGACUUGUUCCUGUACUGGCAUGAAUCACAGUGUAUGGCCAAACUCAGUAAAGACCCGUCUAAAUUUCAUUUACUUGAUAAAUUCAACAACAUUUACCGUUAUCUUGAUAUGUUUUCAUAAAAUAAUCAAGAAUUCUCUAAAUAUACUGCCGAAAUUUACCCAAAGCAACUUACUUUAAAUAAAUAAAAUAUAUACAGCAAUAACUAUCCUUUCAUAGAUUUAGAUAUUUCAGUUUUACACGGGAAACUUAAAGUGUUGUGAUUUUCGCUUGUCGUUUUGUAAAUAAAUCAGGCCGACAGUUUUCUCGUUUGAAUUGUUUUACAUUUGUCAUUUCAUGGCCUUUUACAGAUUACUGUGCGUUAUGGGUUUUGUUCAUUGUUGAAGGGUGUACGGCGACCUUUAGUUGCCAACUUCUAUACUCAUUUGGUCUCUGAUGCAAUAUGAAUAAAAUACAGAUCCUAUAUACAAGCUUUACUUACAAUGAUCUGAAAACACUCCAUUCUACUUUCUGUUUAAAGACCUUUCGGGAUCCUCUGGUUUAGUCUGAUUAAUACGCACCUUCAAAAAUUUAAAGGCUGAAAUGUCAUUGGCUGAUGUAACAAUCACCAGAACAGAAAGUAAAACCGAGUGUUGUCAGAUCCUGGUAAGCAAAGCAUGACAUAGGAUCUGUAUUUUAAUCAGAUUGUCUCUGGUGGAGAGUUGUCUCAUUGGUAAUCAUACAACAUCUUAAGUUCUUAUUUAUAUAUACACUCGGUAGCAUUAAUUCAGAUACUAAAAUAAGUUACAUCACUUUGAGAGGAUACUGUUUUUUUUUUUUUUUUUUUUUUUUUAGCUCGUGCUCUGAUUCUUUCAUAACUUUUAAUUUUCUAGAAAAUUGAAGUGUAUUGCAUCUAUGUAGAUAUUUAAUUCAUUGUUAAUAAAACUGUAUUCAUUUAA